UCUACAGCUCGGCGGCGGGAGCUUGUGUCUGCGCGGACCUGGAAGGCGGCGGCCGCUCGGCUAGCCUUCACGAGCUUGGGAUCUGCAGAGCGCCGCAGCCGCUCGCUCGCCCGCCGGUGCCGGUCCCUGUCGCGCGGCCAGGGCACUGCCCUAGUUGCUCUCUUCACCAUGAUUCCCUGCAGAGCAGUGCUGACUUUUGCGAGAUGUCUGAUCCGGAGAAAAAUUGUCACCCUGGACAGUCUUGAAGAUUCCAAACUCUGCCGGUGCUUAUCCACAAUGGACCUCAUCGCCCUGGGCGUCGGAAGCACCCUGGGCGCUGGGGUUUACGUCCUGGCUGGGGAAGUUGCCAAAGCCGAUUCUGGCCCGAGUAUUGUGGUGUCUUUCCUCAUCGCUGCCCUGGCCUCGGUGAUGGCCGGCCUUUGCUAUGCUGAGUUUGGGGCCCGAGUACCAAAGACUGGAUCUGCCUAUCUAUACACAUAUGUCACGGUCGGAGAGCUGUGGGCCUUCAUCACUGGCUGGAAUCUCAUCCUGUCCUAUGUCAUAGGUACAUCCAGUGUUGCAAGAGCGUGGAGUGGCACCUUCGACGAACUUCUUAACAAACAGAUCGGCCAGUUUUUCAAGACAUACUUCAGAAUGAAUUACACUGGUCUAGCGGAGUAUCCAGACUUCUUUGCUGUGUGCCUUGUAUUACUUCUGGCAGGCCUUUUAUCUUUUGGAGUAAAAGAGUCUGCUUGGGUGAAUAAAUUUUUUACAGCUAUUAAUAUCCUGGUCCUUCUCUUCGUCAUGGUGGCUGGGUUUGUGAAAGGAAAUGUGGCUAACUGGAAGAUCAGUGAAGAGUUUCUCAAAAACAUAUCAGCAAGUGCCAGAGAACCACCAUCUGAAAAUGGAACCAGCAUCUACGGGGCUGGUGGCUUUAUGCCCUAUGGCUUUACAGGGACGUUGGCUGGUGCCGCAACAUGCUUUUAUGCCUUUGUGGGCUUUGACUGCAUUGCAACAACAGGUGAAGAGGUCCGAAAUCCCCAAAAGGCUAUUCCCAUUGGAAUAGUAACGUCCCUGCUUGUUUGCUUUAUGGCCUAUUUUGGGGUUUCUGCAGCUCUGACACUCAUGAUGCCUUACUACCUCCUGGAUGAGAAAAGUCCACUCCCUGUUGCAUUUGAAUAUGUCGGAUGGGGUCCUGCCAAAUACGUUGUCGCGGCAGGCUCCCUCUGCGCCUUAUCAACAAGGUACAUUUCUUCUUGGAUCCAUUUUCCCAAUGCCUCGUGUAAUCUAUGCUAUGGCGGAGGAUGGGUUGCUUUUCAAAUGUCUAGCUCAAAUCAAUUCCAAAACGAAGACACCAAUAAUUGCUACUUUGUCAUCGGGUGCAGUGGCAGUCUUCUGGGUUCUAUGUUCCCCUUACCCCGCAUUCUGUUUGCCAUGGCCCGGGAUGGCUUACUGUUUAGAUUUCUUGCAAGAGUGAGUAAGAGGCAGUCACCCAUUGCUGCCACGAUGACUGCAGGGGUCAUUUCUGCUGUGAUGGCCUUUCUUUUUGACCUGAAGGCUCUCGUGGACAUGAUGUCCAUCGGCACCCUCAUGGCCUACUCCCUGGUGGCGGCCUGUGUGCUUAUACUCAGGUACCAACCUGGCUUGUGUUAUGAGCAGCCCAAAUACACCCCUGAGAAAGAAAUUCUGGAAUCAUGUACCAAUGAGACUUCGAAGAGCGAGUCCCAGGUCACCAUGCUACAAGGACAGGGUUUCAGCCUACGAACACUCUUCAACCCCUCUGCCCUGCCCACACGGCAGUCGGCUUCCCUCGUGAGCUUUCUGGUGGGAUUCCUGGCUUUCCUCAUCUUGGGCUUGAGUAUUCUAACCACAUACGGAGUCCAGGCCAUUGCCAGCCUGGAAGCCUGGAGCCUGGCUCUUCUCGCCCUGUUCCUUGUCCUCUGCACUGCCAUCAUUCUGACCAUUUGGAGACAGCCACAGAAUCAGCAAAAAGUAGCCUUCAUGGUCCCAUUCUUACCGUUUCUGCCGGCUUUCAGCAUCCUGGUCAACAUUUACUUGAUGGUCCAGUUAAGUGCAGACACUUGGGUCAGAUUCAGCAUCUGGAUGGUGCUUGGCUUUCUGAUUUACUUCGCCUAUGGCAUUAGACACAGCUUGGAGGGUAAUCCCAGGGAUGAAGAUGAUGAUGAAGAUGUCUAUUCAGACAGCAUCAAUGCGGCGACAGAAGAAAAAUCCGCCAUGCAAGCAAAUGACCGUCACCAAAGGAGCCUCAGCCUACCUUUCAUACUUCAUGAGAAGACCAGUGAAUGUUGAUGCUGGGCCCCCACGAUCUUACCACACACACCCUAACAAUGAGUAUGCCAUGACAGGAUGCCACCACCAUCGUGCUGGCUUGUCAUGGGUCUGCUGCUGACAUCGCUCGCCUAAAUUAUACUUCCUCCUCCAGACAGCUUCUCUUCAGAUGGUGGAUUGUGUGUCUGGGGAGACUGCCUGAGAGCACUCCUCAGUGAUGAGUAUCCCCAAAACAGUGUGUCCAUGUGCGUACAUGUGUGUUUGGGAAUGUGAGUGUUCAAUAUCAGCUAUUGCUCUGUGACAUAAUUCCAGCGUGGUAAUUGGUGGCAUAUACUGCACACACUAGUAAACAGUAUAUCGCUGACUAGAGAUGUAUUCUGUACAUGUCCUAUGUACACAGUUGGGGAAACAAUGGUGGUUUUCUUUAUUAGGUAUAUGACCGUCAAUUUGGACAUACUGAAAGUGCCACCACGUGUCACGAUGUUUAACAGUGGUCAGGGGUGGGGAAGGAUAAGGAAUGGGCCCUCUCUAUCAAUUGUAAUGCAUAUAUUCUCCUACUUGCUAAGACAGUUUUCUCAAAUAGCCAGAGAGAGCAUUUGUUUCCUCUGUAGGACAAGAUGAAGUCUGUGACAUGAGAUAGCCAACCCUGGUUUUGAGAGCCUUGGUCCUUAAAUAUAACCCCUCCACCGGCUGUAAAUGAUAUACCCCCUCAAGUCCAUGAAGGUCUCAGGAAAGGUACCCUGGCCUACUUGGGACCCUUCAAGCCAGAGAAUGAAAGUAGUCCCAGUGGCCUCCAAAGAUCAUAGACUUACGCAGAUGCUUGGAUAGGUGUCCUGUUUUUAAAAGAGACUGGUGGCAGAUGGGGCCUCAUGUCACACAUUUGGUAGAAUGGUUCAGGCUGUUUCCCAUUACGUGAUACCCAAUCACAGCCCAAUGUCUGCUUCUUCAUCAAAUGCAGAACUCAGUCUUUGGCUUCCCAUAUUUCCUCUGAUUUAAAUGGAAAUGAAUGUGGUAGCAAAUUCUAUUUUUGCAGUGUACAAAAAAGAAACAGAUGAAGGGGUAUAGGAAAAUACCCUUAGUCCAAUAUCACAGGGCAUUUGAGCCCAGUUUAAGGAUUUUUAGACAUAAUUUACCUCUGAUAGUUCUUUCAGAAAUGUUUAAAGAUUUCCCCACCUCCCACCCCA
Apodemus sylvaticus (European woodmouse) is the source of this 3452-nucleotide messenger RNA. It is a transcript of the gene Slc7a2, whose product is annotated as solute carrier family 7 member 2. Gene Ontology annotation, biological process: transmembrane transport; amino acid transport. Gene Ontology annotation, cellular component: plasma membrane. The record is from RefSeq and is a predicted model, not a curated record. Bases 169 to 2289 code for a protein of 706 amino acids. The transcript has 13 exons. Gene Ontology annotation, molecular function: amino acid transmembrane transporter activity. Lineage: Eukaryota; Metazoa; Chordata; Mammalia; Rodentia; Muridae.